AUGCCGGACAGGUUUACUCGUCCACCGUUCAACUACUAUGACGGGAAGACUGAUCCGGUAGAACACGUCAGCUAUUAUAUUCAGAUGAUGUCUUUGCAUACUCAUAACGAUGCGCUUAUGUGCAAGGUAUUUCCUUCGAGUUUGGGACCAACUAUUUUGAGGUGGUUUAAAGGGUUACAGAAAGAAUCCAUACGUAGUUUUUCUAUGCUGAUUCAGGAAUUCGGCAUCCGGUUUGUGACGUGCAGCCGAGUACCUCAGCCAGUAGACGCGCUUCUUUCAAUGAAAAUGAGGGCGGGGGAGACCCUCCAUUGUUAUGCCAGCCGGUUUUGGGAGCUAUACAAUGAGAUAGGCGGGGAUAACGAAAGGGUUGCAGUAAGCACAUUUAGGAUGGAGUUGCCCGAGGAUUCCGGGCUACGAGAGUUGUUAACCAAGAAGUCUACCGAAGGCAUGCGACAGCUUAUGAGACGCAUCAAGGAAUACAAACGAUUAGAAGAUGACCGGUUGCAGAGCAAAGGUAAAGCGCCGAUGAUGAAUCAUCCCCGACAGACAGGUUUCCGUUCAGGCCUCGUGGGGUUCUGGCGAUUCAAGAGCCAGCCACACAAAUGGGAGAAGUGA
Quercus robur (English oak) is the source of this 615-nucleotide messenger RNA. RefSeq lists its product as uncharacterized. NCBI's taxonomy places the organism in Eukaryota, Viridiplantae, Streptophyta, Magnoliopsida, Fagales, Fagaceae. The record is from RefSeq and is a predicted model, not a curated record. Bases 1 to 615 code for a protein of 204 amino acids. The transcript has a single exon.